GUGACAAUGACGUGACGUGUAUGAUUUUCUCGUGAAAACUAUUGAUUAGAUUUUUAUGAAUGAUAUUUUAUUAAUUUAAUAAGGAAAUAAAUAGAUAUUACAAUGACGAGUAAGGGUAAGUCCUCUGAUGGUGCCAACAAAGGUAAAGGAAAUGAAUCUAUUUGGAAAAAGGCGUUUGCAUCGAACCAAGAAUGGCCGGAUAAGGACGAAUUUCUAGAUGUAAUAUACUGGAUGAGGCAAGCGUUAGGGAUUAUACUAGGCCUCUUUUGGGGCCUACUUCCCUUGAAAGGAUUCCUGGGAUUAUUACUAUUCUUAGCAAUAAAUGCAGGUAUUAUAUACCUGUAUGUGAACAACUUUCAGACCAUUGAUGAGGAGGAAUUUGGUGGAAUGUGGGAGAUUACAAAGGAAGGAUUCAUGACUUCAUUUGCUGGUUUUUUGGUGACAUGGAUCAUUGUAUACACAGGAUUACACGGGAGUAAUUUAUGAGAGGAAAUGUUUUACAGACUUUAGUGCUGUUGUAAGCCAAGCCUAACUGCCAAGUUGUACAAAUGGAAUGUUGAAACAUUGACAGACGUGUUUUAUGGACAAUAACGUGAAUGUUUGCUGACCUAUGAAACUUUGAACACAGUGAUUUUUUGCUACCACACAUCAUAGCUAUAAAACACCAUUUGUAGCGGGAAAACGCGCGUUUUUCGUGUGUAUUCAUACCAUAGAGUAUUUCUUUGUUAUUUUAUAUUCUUAUGAAUUCAUAAUAUGCUAUUUUGUUGACUUGUUGUUUACUUGUGUAAACAUAAUCAUUCUUGUUACUGUGUAUUAUGUAACUGUGUCAUUGCAUGUUUAUAUUGUCACAAAAAGUUGCUGUGGAUAAAAGUUCCAGAGCCGUAUUUUUGAAUAAUUCGUUUUCCGUAAGUUUUUCCCCAUUUCACGUAACACAUCAGAACUUGUCAUUUGCACUAUAUAUUUUCACACGUGAGUUGGGGAUAGAUAAUUCAAAAAUACAAGCCCUGAUCUGUUAUAUUUAUUUAUUUCAUGUCCUUGUCUAUACUUAUGAUGGUAUAUGAAAAUCAGUCAAUAUUCAUGUUUCUUAUGUUGGUUCAUAUUUGUCUAGCAAUAAAAAGACAUAACCUACAUCUAAGUACAUUAUGUACAUAAUUUAUUUUCUCAAUUUAAAAAUUAUAUUUGUAUGUUUCUUAAGGAUUUACUACAUAACCUCCAUUGCUUUCUAUUAAAUAAAAAUAAUUGUUUCUGGAAAACAUUUGCGAAUCUAGUGCUAUGUUAUGGGUAAACGCGCACCUAGAAGCGCCGCAAGAGCCGCACGCGCCGAAGUCGUAUUUUAUAAUUUUUUGUAUGAAAUCGUAUGCAACGUCGCGCGCCUAUCCGCGCCGCAUGACCCGCAUUUUGCCGCAAAAUGCGAUGACAUAGGCGCGUGCGGCUCCUGUGUCGAUAGGUGUGCAUACCUUUAGACUAAAUUGGGUCAUAUUGCAUUGCAAGAAUCCGUAAGUAGUUUCGCUACCGACUUAUCCUAUCGAAACUAUUUCAUAACACUGUUUUACCACCCGACUGCGCAGCGCCAUGAGGGUAAUGUAUGUGUUUAUCAUUUAUAAAGGUAGUCGCAUGACUUGACGUAAUGUGCGCGACGCUCAUAUUUAGUGAUCAAUCAAUGUGGUGAAAGUUUUCUGUGCAUUUCUGUAAUAUUUUAAGUGAAAUAAUAAUUGUUAAGUUUAUGAAAUAUCUCGGAGUGAACCCAAUCAAGUAUCUUGAAAAAGGUUUUUAUGUUUUCACGAAACCAAUGCAAUCAGUCGUGUUAUUUUAUUUAUGAUGUUAUUCUAUUUGUUGCAUGUACGACCAUAGUGUAGUGAAUUUACCCUAUUUUGAACAAAUAUUAAAGUGGUUGAUUUAAUAAAAA
Messenger RNA from Pectinophora gossypiella (pink bollworm), 1906 nucleotides. RefSeq names its product respirasome Complex Assembly Factor 1. NCBI's taxonomy places the organism in Eukaryota, Metazoa, Arthropoda, Insecta, Lepidoptera, Gelechiidae. The transcript is spliced from 4 exons. The coding region runs from base 103 to 486 and encodes 127 amino acids. Gene Ontology annotation, biological process: mitochondrial respirasome assembly. The record is from RefSeq and is a predicted model, not a curated record.